CGGCUCACUCUGAGCAUGAGUGUAGCUUGUUCACUAAUGACUUUGAAAGUAUCAAAAUAUAAUCCACUUAGAACUUGCAAUGUGACAUUAUCUAUUAUACAUUAGUAAUCACGUGAGGAUCAUCCUUUUACUGCGCAUGUCACAAUGGCCUUAUAUAUGUAAGCCUAUAAGGAAGAUAUUUCCUAGAAUCCCGCCUGGAGGAUAACAAUGGACUGUCAGGGUCUCGUGCCUAGACCUUGAUGACAGACGCAAAGCAUAGCAUCCCUUUGAUGACAAUAAUGUUACAUGAUUAAGUAAACCCUUUUUUCUUCUCGAAGUUGGGAAAUAGUCGAAGUUGCCAUCAAGAGAAUUAAUUGUCAGUCUUCACUCAACGUUCACUGGAAAGAGAGGGAAACCAUGUCAGAACAAUUCCAGGCAUUCUGGCUCCAGUGGGUUGAGGCCGCGUUCCCGGAUCUCGACUCACGCGCCUACUUCCUGCCUCCUGUCUACGUCAACCGCGUGCCGAUGACUAGACAGUCGGUUGGUGGUCAGGAUGUUCUGGUCCUUCAGUCAGCAUCUGGACAGGCCGGUCAGUCUAGACGAUCAGCGACAACUCCCUCCACUGCUGGACAGACUUGUCUCCCUCAGCCUUCUCGUGUCCAGGCCAGUGACGUCAGAGAUGACGCAGCCAUGCAGCGGUUACUCUUCUGUCUGCAGAGAUUGUCUGACCAGAACGUAGAAAUAAUGGUUGGACUAAGUCAGCUUAAGUUCGGACAGUACCUGGGUGAACCUUGUUACGCUGCUGCGGCUGCCAAGCUCCCCAUACCUGCCAACCUUCCUUCUGCUCUACCACGAAGCUGGAAACAUGGAGACUUUGAUGUGCUUCUUAUUCACCGACAUUACGGUCUUCUCGCAUGCCAAGUGCUCUCAUUUGGAGACAACAUACAGGCACUGAACAUGUCACAGCAGGAUAUAGACAACAACAUUAGAAAGAAACUGAGAGACGCCGUGUCACAGCUGGACAAGGCGGAGGCCAUGUUGUCUCACCUGGUGUCCGACAUCGCUCCCUGUCUGCGCAUCACUAAGACCAUCGCCGUUGCUAACCUCACGACUCAUCAAUUUCAACAGGCCAUCUCCCACGACACCCAACUGACUCAGGACCUGUGUCGAUGUCUAGGAACAUCAGACCCCGCCGACAUCCCAGGUCUGUGUCUGUGCUGUGAUCAGUUGUCUGACCCCAAGACCCCGUGGGACGUCACUAGUCACGUGAUGAAGGAACUCGGACACUGGUGGCAGCGACGUGUGGCUGGGGCUGGACCUGACAGUCACAUGACACCUGUGGUGUACAAGACACUGGUAGCUAGAUUCUGCGGUCCUGCGACAACAGUGAGUGUGCCAUGCACAUGUCCUCCACGUGUGAGUGUCAAGACCCUGGGUCAGGCCGUGUGGUGGACAGGAGAGUGCUAUACUGCUGUAAUCACACUCUUCCCGGAGCAAGUUCACCUGCUACACACGGCGCCUCCCACACUCUUUGUCACCGGACCGCCCGGUACAGGUAAAACUGUGGUGCUGCUGCUGAUGGCCAUACAGUGGCUGCGAUGUGGCUAUCCUGUUCACGUGAUGAUGACGUGUAAGGAAAGUCGUGCAGCCUGUUUCAUGCUGUACCAUCAGCUGCUGCAGCAGACGCCUGCUACGUCGACCACGCAGCUUCGCCUCCUUGAUUACGAUCUGACACCUCCAGCAGACAUCAGCAGGAUGUUAACCGAGUUGUCAGAGGAGGCCAGCAAAGGGUCGUUGCACAUCAUCGCUGAUGAAGUUGCUUCGCGACAUUUCAAGAGUUUUUGUGAAAAGCUUCCAGAGAUCCCUAAUCUCCAUUUUUGGGCGGCAAGUGUUUACCAUGGUGACGCACCCGCCGGCUGGCCAGUGGAAAUUUUUACCAGACCCCUCCGCUCUCCACCGACCGUCGUCAGGGAAGUGGAGCAGGACCCAGAAAUCUCUGAGUACAAAGAUGUCGAGACAUAUGCUGGACGUGAUGUGCCCGACCACACAGACGGCCCGCCAGUCAGACGACUGUACCACAGAGGUGAAGGACACUCAGUUGAGAGGUCAGUUGACUGUGCAACGUGCGGUCUUGAAGUCGCCAGUGUCCUGCGCAGUCUCCAUGUUGGUCAACCCAUUGGUGCACCAUCUACAGCAGCUACUACAGUCGGCGCCCCUGACCCCACACCCUGCCUGCAGUGGAAAGACGUGCUGGUGUUGUACUGGUAUGACGUCAGUGACAGCUCGGGUGCAGUGACGGCCAUGAGAGAAGCGGGUAUCCCAGUGCGGCUGAUGAGGGUGGAAGACGCCGAGGACGUGGCUACGCGCAGCAGUGACGUGGUGUGGGUGGCGGACGGCGCUCUUGUUCGCGGUCUGGGGAGAAAAGUCGUCGUCCUUCUGGAGUAUUCUGAUGUUAACUUUGCUGCCCUCAGCUCUCUCCGACUUCACGCCAUGUCCCGUUGCACAUCACAACUUGUGAUUAUUUACCCCGAGGAGUAACCUCCGCACACACACACAAUUGUUACCUCCACCCUCGUGCUGCAAGUGUAUCCAAACUCUUGUAUAUUGGAUGUAAUCACGGACUGCGAGCCGUUUGUCCAUAGCCGGCUUUGCUGUCAACAGGGGAAUGAACAGAAAAAUACCCGCUUAUGAGUAAAGAAAGAUAAGGAGGUAAAGAGGAAAAAA
Messenger RNA from Pomacea canaliculata, 2703 nucleotides. RefSeq lists its product as uncharacterized. Lineage: Eukaryota; Metazoa; Mollusca; Gastropoda; Architaenioglossa; Ampullariidae. The coding region runs from base 397 to 2517 and encodes 706 amino acids. The record is from RefSeq and is a predicted model, not a curated record. The transcript has 6 exons.